AUGUCGGUAAGAAAUCGUACGGCACCCGGUCGCGACAGAAUAAGACCAGAACACCUUCCGCCAGUGCUCAUCAACACCCUGGCGAGGCUCUUUACACGUUAUCUGUUGGAAUGCAAGGUUCCUAAACAGUGGAAGACCAGCAAGACCGUGUUGUUGUAUAAAAAGGGAGAUCCACAUGACAUCGGCAACUAUCGCCCAAUCUGCCUACUGUCCGUCAUCUACAAGCUCUUUACAAGAGUAAUCCUUAAUAGGAUUGAAAAAGUCUUGGAUGAAGGACAGCCAUGCGAGCAAGCAGGGUUUCGAAAAGGAUUCAGCACGAUUGACCACAUUCACACUGUUUCGAAACUCAUCGAGGUAUCACGAGAGUACAAGAUGCCGCUGUGUCUCACCUUCAUCGACUUAAAGAAGGCUUUCGACUCGGUUGAGACGGAAGCGGUCGUGGAAGCCUUGGACAAUCAAGGCGUCCCUACUCAGUAUAUAAAGGUACUUCGAGAGUUAUACAGUAACUUCACGACCGGAAUUUCGCCAUUCUACAAGAACAUCAUCAUUGACGUGAAGAGGGGGGUCCGACAGGGUGAUACAAUUUCACCCAAAAUAUUCACAGCCACCCUCGAGAACGCAAUGCGAAAGUUGGAAUGGGACGACAUGGGAGUGAAGGUUGAUGGUCGGCAGCUACACCAUUUGCGCUUUGCUGAUGACAUCGUACUGGUAACACCUAGUAUCAGCCAAGCGGAACGAAUGCUGACCGAAUUCGACGAAACAUGUGGAUGCAUCGGUCUUCAGCUGAAUCUACAAAAGACGAUGUUCAUGCGGAACGGAUGGGUCUCGGAUGCCCCAUUCACGCUCAACGGAACGAACAUAUCCGAAUGCACCAGCUACGUUUAUCUGGGUCGGGAACUGAACAUGAUGAACGACCUGACCCCCGAGCUGGGCAGGAGGAGACGAGCGGCUUGGGGAGCGUACAAGAGCAUCGAGGAUGUAGUGAAGAAGACCAGGAACACCCGGCUACGUGCUCACCUCUUCAACACCACCGUACUUCCUGCUUUGACCUAUGCUUCGGAAACCUGGGCAUUUCGCAAGCAGGAAGAAAACGCGUCAUGCAUCGUCUUUGGAGAAGGAGCUGGAGCAAAUAUUCUUUGUCGAUUUGCAAUGGAAAAUCCAAACCGUAUUCUCGGGACAAUUCUGGUCCACUGCACGUCCACUACAGCUGGUAUUGUUGAAUACUGCAAGGACAAGGUGAUCAAUAUGCGUCUUGAAAACGACAUAAUGACUGAUGGAGCAUGGGAAUAUCUCGUUACACAUAAAUUUGGAACUGCGGCUGACGCGAAUAAAAAAGAGAGGCAGAUGUUUGUGGAUCAGCUGAAAAAAACCCUAAAUCCACGAAAUUUGAGCAAAUACUUGCUCUCCUUCACCAAGCGUACAGAUCUGUCUGGUUCUAUCGGAUCGAAACUUGACAACGUUGACACAUUGCUUGUAUCCGGCUCGAAAGCGUCUCAUCUUCAUACAGUGUAUACCACUCAAAAAAGUAUGAAUCGACGCAAAACAACUUUACUAGUUGUUGACAACGUUGCCGAUGUGCUCCAGGAAGCGCCUGAUAACAUGGCACGUUCGUUUAUACUCCUCUGCAAGGGAUGUGGCGUUCUAUCGGGCGUCGCUAUUCCAGGAAUGGAACGACAACGGACACUCAGCAGUUCGAUGGAGGAAGCAGAUCGUCCACGUCGCCUUUCGGUCACUCAACCUAAUCUACCACCAGUGCCAUCGAAUUAA
Messenger RNA from Necator americanus (New World hookworm), 1767 nucleotides. RefSeq lists its product as uncharacterized. NCBI's taxonomy places the organism in Eukaryota, Metazoa, Nematoda, Chromadorea, Rhabditida, Ancylostomatidae. The coding region runs from base 1 to 1767 and encodes 588 amino acids. The transcript has 9 exons. The record is from RefSeq and is a predicted model, not a curated record.